This is a messenger RNA of Arvicanthis niloticus (Nile rat), 4354 nucleotides long. NCBI's taxonomy places the organism in Eukaryota, Metazoa, Chordata, Mammalia, Rodentia, Muridae. The record is from RefSeq and is a predicted model, not a curated record.
GAGAAAGGGAAGAGAGAGACGCACAGACAGAUAGGAGGACACCCUCUGGAGCCACUUUCAGGCUGAGGAUCUCGCCUUGAUACCCUAGCAGUCCAGGGAGCUAGACGCCAGGUUUAAUGGUUUCCUUUCUUUUUUAUCCUCUUGGGUAGAGUUAACGUUUUUCUACUUGUUCUUAAAAAGAAAUAACCCCGAAGCACAUUCCUUUUGCCCACCUGCUCUCAGUUUCCAGGAUAACCUAAAACUCCAGCCAGCUAUAGCAUCCACUCUGCUCUUUCUGCUUUGCACACAGAUGGAGUGGCCGGACGGGAGCAGCUCUUGGCUCAGCAAAGAAUGCACAGUAUGAUCAGCUCAGUGGAUGUGAAAUCAGAGGUUCCUAUGGGCUUGGAGCCCAUCUCACCUUUAGACCUAAGGACAGACCUCAGGAUGAUGAUGCCUGUGGUGGAUCCUGUCGUCCGCGAGAAGCAACUGCAGCAAGAGUUACUUCUUAUCCAACAGCAGCAGCAAAUCCAGAAGCAGCUCCUCAUAGCAGAGUUUCAGAAGCAACACGAGAAUUUGACAAGGCAGCAUCAAGCACAACUCCAGGAGCACAUCAAGUUACAACAGGAACUUCUAGCCAUAAAACAACAGCAAGAACUCCUAGAAAAGGAGCAGAAACUGGAGCAGCAGAGGCAAGAACAGGAAGUAGAGAGGCAUCGCAGAGAGCAGCAGCUUCCUCCUCUCAGAGGCAAAGAUAGAGGACGAGAAAGGGCAGUGGCAAGCACAGAGGUCAAGCAGAAGCUUCAAGAAUUCCUGUUGAGUAAAUCAGCAACGAAAGACACUCCAACCAAUGGAAAAAAUCAUUCCGUGGGCCGUCAUCCCAAGCUCUGGUACACGGCUGCCCACCACACAUCGCUGGAUCAAAGCUCUCCACCCCUCAGUGGAACAUCUCCAUCCUACAAGUACACAUUGCCAGGAGCCCAGGAUGCCAAGGAUGAUUUCCCCUUGAGAAAAACUGCCUCAGAGCCCAACUUGAAGGUGCGGUCCAGGUUAAAACAGAAAGUGGCAGAGAGGAGAAGCAGCCCCUUACUCAGGCGGAAGGAUGGAAAUCUUGUCACUUCAUUCAAGAAGCGAGUGUUUGAGGUGGCAGAAUCCUCGGUCAGUAGCAGCUCUCCAGGGUCAGGCCCCAGUUCACCAAACAAUGGACCUGCUGGGAAUGUUACCGAAAACGAGGCUUCAGUUCUGCCUCCCACGCCUCACCCCGAGGCUUCUAACUCACUCAAAGACAAGCAGAAGUGUGAGACACAGAUGCUCAGACAAGGUGUUCCUCUGCCCGGCCAGUAUGGCAGUAGCAUUGCAGCAUCCUCCAGCCAUGUUCAUGUAGCGAUGGAAGGAAAGCCCAACAGCAGCCACCAAGCUCUCCUGCAGCACCUACUGUUGAAGGAACAAAUGCGACAGCAAAAGCUUCUUGUGGCUGGUGGAGUUCCAUUACACCCUCAGUCUCCUUUGGCAACAAAAGAAAGAAUUUCACCAGGCAUUAGAGGUACCCACAAGUUACCCCGCCACCGACCCCUGAAUCGAACCCAGUCUGCACCUUUGCCUCAGAGCACACUAGCGCAACUGGUCAUUCAGCAGCAGCACCAGCAGUUCCUGGAGAAGCAGAAACAAUACCAGCAGCAGAUCCACAUGAACAAACUGCUCUCGAAAUCUAUUGAACAACUGAAGCAACCGGGCAGCCACCUUGAAGAAGCAGAGGAGGAGCUUCAGGGGGACCAAUCCAUGGAAGACAGAGCAAGCUCUAAGGACAACAGCACUAGGAGCGACAGCAGUGUCUGUGUGGAGGACACACUGGGACAAGUUGGGGCUGUGAAGGUCAAGGAGGAGCCUGUGGACAGCGAUGACGAUGCUCAGAUACAGCAAAUGGAGUGUGGGGAGCAGGCUGCUUUUGUGCAACAGGUAAUAGGCAAAGAUUUAGCUCCAGGAUUUGUAAUUAAAGUCAUUAUUUGAAUACAAAAUAGGCUGCAGAUUUGGGUAAAUGCUUACUCUUCCCUAUCAGCUUAUCUCUCUCUCUGAUUUUAGUGAUAAAGAAUUCUAAAACAGGUAAAAUGAAUUUUUUUCUAUAUAAAGCAUCGCUCUAUACUUAUCUGUGAGUGAGUAUCAAGGUUUCAUUGAACCUUCACUGGUAAGAAUAUGCCUGUUACACUAAAAAUAUGCUAUAUAAUAUCCACGUAAUCAAUAGGCUUGAGGUCCAUCUCAAAGCCUGAUACAACAGUCACUUCUAGAAAAAAAAUGAACUCACUGUUGUUUGUAGUUUUAUCUGCUGAGGUCUGUAAGUACAAAAUAUAGUCUCCCAGCCUGGUUAAUGAACCAUUCUAUUAGAUUUGAUGUUUUGUAACAUAAAGAACUCAGUUUUCAUAUGACUGUACAUAUUGUACCAUACUACAGUCUUGAACACAGUUGAAGGUAGUCUGCCCCGCCCCCUUUUCCUCUCUCUCUCUCUCUCUCUCUCUCUCUCUCUCUCUCUCUCUCUCUCUGUCCCUCUCUCUCUCUCUAUUUUUUGUUAAGUGGAAAUAUUGUGGUCACCAUGCCAAUAUGCCAAUAGCUCUAGGUUAUAGUGUAGAUUACAACUGAAAAUCUUACCAGUUCAGGUGGUUCUAAGUAGAGAUGCAAACUGAAGUUCUGUAUUUGAACAUGACAUUAUGUCUGAUAUAGCACUGCACAGUUUACUUAAACCUUCUGUAAUUUGCUGACAUUAUGUACUUAAAAAGAUCAAAUGGAGCUGAUGCAAAUGUUGGUGAGAAGGAAUGUACAGCAAGGUGGCCUAAUCAGAUUCCAUGAUGUAUGGACAGCUGCAAAAAGCACAGUAUGGCUACCACCUGCUAUCAAAUUAAAACCAGUUUUACAAGAGGAUGACUCACAUUUAUAGCUGAUAGCUUUAGGAUCUCUUGAAUACAGUUCCAUGGCAUACAUCAUAUUGUUUUGGCAAAUAAUAAAUCAUGAAUGUUGGAUUUAACAGAAUAAUCUGCUAAUGUAUAAUGCACCUCCAGAAGGACUAUGUCCUUUGAUGAUCUAAAGAUACAAACAACUUUGAAGGCAAAAGGAGAUAAUGUUUCUUUGAGUCAGUUCCUCGUGAAGUUCCUGCUGUUCUACAGAAAAGCAAGGACAGGAAAUGAUUUGCGGAAACAGGAAGUCCAGGUGAUUCACAAGGGGGGUGGGGGGGAGCAUGUAGGCAAAGGAAUCCAAGGAUAGCAUUCUAGUGUUUCUGUUUUACAAGAGUGUUCUAUGAAUUGAUUUAUUGUCUCAGAAAAUCACACCAUUAGUAGGGAAAUCCUUAAAUGGAAGCUAUCCUCUGGAACAUUUCUUUAAUAUUCCCUUUUGGUAUGUUUGCCUUGUUUUACAGGUUAACUUUUGUUAAGCUAGUUAAACGUGAGCUGCAUUAAGACACAUUUAAUAUGGAUAAUCCAAAUUGACCUAGAAUCUUCAUGACAUUUUUUUCUCUAUUAAAAUAUUUAUAUUUCUUAAUCCAUGGUAUUUUAAGGUGUAGUAUCCUGUUUCAGGGAGACAUAGCACUUUUGCCAAAUAUAGACUUUGUUCAACUGUAUGUUAUUGGCACGUGUUGUUUACAUUUUUUGCUGUGACAUUUAAAACUAUUUCUUUUAAAAUGUUCCUGCUAAAGAUACAUUAUCCUUUUUUAAAAAGUCUCCAUUUGAAUUAAAUUAACAUAACUAGAAUUAGAAACUUAAAAGUUUUUCCACAUAAUGAAAGUCCUUCUGAUAAUUUGUCACAUAGUUCUAAUAGGCAACUCUCCCUAUCACCAAUAUGUUUGGGUUAACAUAUUCCUUCAUAUUAAAAUGACUUUUGUCAGUUGUUUUGCAUUAAAAUUAUGGCAUGCCUAAGAUAAAAUUGUAUAUUUUUCCAUCUCAUAAAUAUUCAUUUCUUCAAAUUCUUUUUUCAAUCUCAUAAAAAAAAGGGAUAGUGCAUCUUUUAAAAUACAUUUUAUUUGGGGAGGAACAUGUGGCUGAGCAGACUUUUGUAUAAUACUACUUCAAAGAUAUGUGAUCACAAACAACAAAAAAAAAACCCUAUUUUUUAUAAUGUCAUUUGAGAGAACUUCAUCAGUAUAUUUGGUGGACGUUAAUUGUUUGAAUUUGAUAGUCUUUGAAUUUAGUCAAGAAACUACCUGGAACCAGUAAAAAGAAAAGCUGGACAUAACUAACUUUAGAAUUAACUAAUCAAUGUCUUCUAAGAUCUACUGUAUUUAUUAUGAUUUACACCCUUUGAGGUGAUCUCUUGUUUUGUGUUGUAAAUAUAUUGUUUGUAUGUUUCCCUUCUUGCCUUCUGUUAUAAGUCUCUUCCUUUCUCAAAUAAAGUUUUUUUU